Messenger RNA from Ictidomys tridecemlineatus (thirteen-lined ground squirrel), 1578 nucleotides. The record is from RefSeq and is a predicted model, not a curated record. NCBI's taxonomy places the organism in Eukaryota, Metazoa, Chordata, Mammalia, Rodentia, Sciuridae.
AUGAAGGUCAAGGACGUCCAGCUCCCUGUCAUCACGCUGAACUUCGUCCCUGAAGUGGGCAUCUUCCAGUGUGUGUCCACGGGCAUGACCAUCACGGGAAAGAGUUUCAUGGGAGGGAACAUGGAGAUCAUCAUCGUCCUGAACAUCACAGCCACCGACCGGCUCCUGCAGGAGGAGGAGACGGGCCUCCCCGUGUUCAGGAGCGAGGGCUGUGAGAUCACCCUGGUCAGCGUGAAGACCAACCUGCCCAGCAACAUGCUGCCCAAGAUGGUCAACAAGUUCCUGGACAACACCCUGCACAAGGUCCUCCCCGGCAUGCUGUGUCCAGCCAUUGACGCAGUCCUGGUGUACGUGAACCAGAAGUGGGCCAGACUCAGUGACCCCAUGCCCGUGGGCCAGAUGGGCACUGUCAAGUACGCCCUGAUGUCCACACCGGCCACCACGGCCAGCCAUAUCCGGGUGGACUUCAGCCCCGAGGUGACGCCGCAGAAGGGCAAAACCAUCAAGCUGGCCGAGGACGGGGGGCCCCUCGAGAUCCCGGGGGGCUAUGCCGAGGGGUCAUCGCAGCUGCUGCUCUCGGCCGCCCUCCUCACGGCUGAGCUGGCCCUUCUGCAGAAGUCCUUCAAUGUGGACAUCCAGGACCAGACGAUUGGUGAGCUGCCCCCACAAACCACAGUGACCCUGGCUGGCUUCAUCCCUGAGGUGGCCGAGGCCUAUCCCAAGCCCAAGCCCGUGGUGACCCAGAUCAGGAUAAACAAGCCCCCCAAGGUCACCAUGAAGACCGGCAAGAGCCUGCUGCACUUCCACGGCUCCCUGGAGGUCUUCACUGCCCGGCGGCGGGGCAAGCCCCCCGUGUCCCUGUUCCUCCUGGAGACACACUUCAACCUGAAAAUCCAGUACUCGGUGCAGGGGAACCGGCUGCAGAUGGACACCUCUGUGGACAGAUUGCUGAGCCUGACCCGGGGGUCCUCGUCGAUUGGUAACUUCGACGUAAGUGUCCCAAGAGCCUCUGCCUGGUCUGGUUGGAGGUCCUGGACCACAGGGAAGAAGUCUGGGAACAGAGUUAGAGCCAAGAGAGCAAGGCCAUCGGGAGACUCAGACUCCUGAUCCGCUGUGUGACCUCAGGGCAGUCUCUUAACCUUUCUGAGUUCCCGUUUUCUAGCUAGAAACUGGAUAUCUCCCUGGACUGACUUUCAAAACAUGGCCCAGUGCCACUCUGGGCUGGCUUUCCUCAGCCACGCUGUGGUUUUUAUUAGUUUCUGUGGCCCCAGGGCCUGGCACAGUCCCUGACUCUGGCAGGAGCUGAUAAGAACCACAGAGGCCCAUCCCCCACCCAGUGAGCUCGGCUCCACAGCCCGUGGGAGGCACAGGGAGGUGGCGCCAAUGGCGGAUCAAAGCUGCUGUGUUCUGUAGGAGCAGAAGUAGGGUCCACAGUUCUGCCUCCCGAAUUUCCCACUCCUGCUCCGUGACCCAGGCCCACACCUCACCAACAGGCACCAAGCAGAGAGGGGCAGAGGCCUACGGUCACCCAGGGCAGGACCCAGAGUUUUUUUGGUACCCAGGGGCACUUGCCCACUG